AAGUACGUACAAGCGGUGUGAGAGUCGUUUGUCAAUGGUACGUGUCUCCCCGUAGCAGAACGGUGGCUCAUGGGAAGCCCCGGGGGUCUUUGGACUUCUGGGUAGGGUGCAAGUGACAGUUCUGAAGUUGCAGCGGAUCCAGUGGACUCCUGAGUAGCCGAAGGGUUGUUGAUGCCACGCCAUGCUGUUCUCCCUGCUUGAGCUGGUGCAGUGGUUGGGAUUCGCCCAGCUGGAAAUCUUCCUACACAUCUCGGCAUUGCUGGUAUUCACCGUGCUGCUGGCACUCAAGGCCGAUGGAUUUGCCCCCAGCAUGUCCUGGUGGAACGUCUUCAUCCCGUUUUUCACCGCCGAUGGCUUGAGCACCUACUUCACCACCAUCGUAACGGUGCGGCUCUUCCAGGAUGGGGAGAAACGGCAAGCGGUCCUUCGUCUUUUCUGGAUCCUCACCAUCCUCAGCCUCAAGUUCAUCUUCGAGAUGCUCCUGUGCCAGAAACUGGUGGAACAGAGCCGGGAGUUGUGGUACGGCCUCAUCAUGUCCCCCAUCUUCAUCCUGCUCCAGCUGCUCAUGAUCCGAGCCUGCAGGGUCAACUAGAGACCCCCCAAUGGACCACAUGCACUUUUAUUAUUAUUUAUUCCUAUACCUGCCCUACCCCUAUGUAGGGUUCUGAACCACCUAAAUGAAUGACAGUUCUGAAUGGACACUGAACAUUGGUCCAAUAUUAUUUGACUUUGGUUUCGAGGGUUGCUCGGGUACCCCCUGUACCAGAUGGGACUUUGCUCUGAUUCUAAUAAAGAAAAGUGAAAUAUGAGCAAAUGUGAGUUUCCCACUUGGCCUAUAGGGGGCGGCAGAACUGAGCACAGUGUUUACUCGACUCCCCAGGGCCCCACUUGCACUCGGCACCAUCAGGGCACAAUUAUUACAGAUAUAUCCGUGCCUUACUGGCUCACAUGUCUCCUAUAGCCACAACUUGAAUGGGAAAUGCAUCAACUUCUUUCUAUCGGGAUUCCUUGUUUUCAUAGUAACUCUGCAAAAUGACCAGAGAGCACCAGGGCAUGGAUUAACCCUUUUUGUUAGGCUUCAUCCAUAUGAGUGCCCAGUGGCUAUACUCAGCUGAGCCAUCCAUAACUUCCUACAUUGUUCCCAGUGCCUCUACCUCCAUGCAGGAUAGUGUCCUAUGUGUUAUGUACAGUCGAGCCUUCAGAUUGAUACAAGGAAUCAAAAUGGCACCUCCCUCCUCCCAUAUGUAUAAAUACACAAAGAGAGAGAGAAUGUUCUGGGCACCCAAUAAGCUAUACCCUCGUACUAAGCUCUAAGGGAAUCAAUAUGACACCUUCCUCCUCCCAUAUGUAUAAAUACAAAUCUACAGAGAAGCAAUGUUUUGGGCAUACAAGCUGUACUGUCUAAGGAAAACAAUAUGGCACAUCUCUCCUCCCAUAUUCAUGAAUACAAAUAUAUAGAGAAGUAAAGCUGUUGGCACACACUACAGUAGUAUUUACGGGACAUGAGUAUACUUUGCAUUACAUGACAAAGUAGUGAGCCGAGGUUGGACACUCCAUAUAUGGGGCCUAAAUGAUUGGUCUCAACAUAUGAUGCAGUAGUGAGAAAAGCCACAUUCUGUUCCACUCAAUGCAGCGAGGGAUGGGCCCAUACAAUAGGGAAACUGCUUCUUGAUCAGUCUUCUGGAGGGGGUCUCAAUACUUGUGCAAAGCAUCUUAUAGCACCAGUACCGGCCUCUUCAUCCCAACUCUGGGGCCAUUUCUUAACCUUUUGGACUGGAAUAAAACUGCCAAUAUCCUUUAACCUAUGAUGCUGGGAGUCACAUCUGGGGACCCCUGUAAAAUAAAACCCCACUUGAGCAUGUGAUGUGAUGCAGGUAAUAGUUAUUGUGCCAAUAGGGUGCAGCUUGUGUAAGUAUAGGCACUCGGUGGCACAUGAUUCACCACUGGCAUGGACCGGGCACACCCAUCUGAGCCCUGCCAAUAAGCUCACCAUGAUGUGCUGGGGGGAAGGAGGAGUUCACCAGGGUAGGGAGACAUAUGGGAGCAGUGACACCCAGGCACCUCAUUUCCUUGCACUGAGAAUGUUUAUUGUCUCUGUGUUGGAUACAAAGUGACAAGAAGUCAGAUCCACAAGCAUCACACAUGCCAGGGGCCAUUCAUCUUCAACACAGGGAAAUCAAGUCAGAAUUUGGCCUUGUAACAAGGAAUGGCUAGUACAGGCAGGAGACACAUUGACUCAUUAAAUAUAUUAAUUAUAUGAACAAUUACUGCUAAAAACAUCAUGAAAUCAAUUGCAAAACAGACCUUUUCAGAGUAAAUGACAAUAAAACAGACGGGUGCAAAAGGUGCAACAUCAGACAUUAGAAAAUUUUGGUCCAUUUUUCUAUAAAAAUAUUUUUCCUCAACAGAAAUAGUGCUGCUAUUAAUCUGCACCCUGUGGCGUUCCAGGUGCUGCAGGAGUGCAAAGAUUGGAGUGCUGGAAGUUGUAGCUUUGCAAGGCAUGUUGGGAGCUGGAGAGACACAGGUUGAAGAUGAAGCAAAGAGGGGCCCUUGAUUUGGGACCCCUGUCAGGCAUUUAGUAUUGCACUGCACAAAGAAAUGGGAAUUUGGGGUACACUGCUUGGCUCCACAAGGUGCAGCCUGUUGUGUUCAGCCUGGCAAGCUGAUUGGUCACUGGUUGUGCAACAGCAAAUUCUGUUUUGGAUCAUUAAGGACCAGCACCACAGUUUGAGUAAAAUACUGCGGGUAGCAAUGUGCUGGUUUACACUCUGCCUGGAGCUCUCACUGCUUAUACCUAUAUAGUACGAGUCUAGGGAGCCCCACAGAUCAUGCACUGCCCCUAAGCAGGAGGACUGAACUGCAGGAUGAGUGGCUCCAGGCAAACAAUCAGGCUUAUGUACAUCUGCAUACUACAGGAGCUGGAGUGUAUACGGACUGACCUGGAAAUCUUACUGAAUAAUCUCACAGAAUAACGCUGGCUCCUGGGGUGGAGAAAAGAUUCUGGUAAUUGCAGAUUGACCCUUUCAUCACCCCAAUAAAUGCCUGUUAUUUAGAAUGCCACCUGGACCUACAAUGGAUCCUUAUAGCCCAUGCCAGUUGCCCCCCCUCCCCGUGGGAUCUAACUAGGGUUGCCACCUUUUCUGGAAAAAAAUACCGGCCUUCCUAUAUAUUUAUCUUUUUUCCCCAAUUAUAAUAUUGGGAUCAACCAUCAUUUUUACCGGCCAGGUGGCAACCCUAGAUCUAACCCUAUAGCGAGGCACAGAGAUCCGCAUCAAAGGAUCAAAACCAUAGGGGCCGGAUAAUCGUCAGAGGACUUUACAUUAUAAAUAAACGUAGAUAUAUAGAAAGAGCGUGGGCUCUCCCCCAAUCAUUGUACCACACAAGCCCCACACCCUCCAGUCAUACAGCACUAAUCAGGACCACACAACUCCCCCACACACACACACACACACACACACAAACGCAUCCAAACAAGAGCCAAUCCACCUCCCUAUUUAGAAGGCAGAGCUCACAGUCACACACGGAUUUGGAGAUAAGAAGCUCCCUAAUUAAUAUAAUUAACAGAGCGCCAGUGACUUGGGCAGUUGCCAUGGCUGCCAGUGCAUAGAUACAGUGGAAGUGCACAGUGACACAGGAUUAGCUUUGGAAUUCAGUCUACAUGAUGCAGUAAAACACAUUUCCCAUAAUCCUUUGCAGAAUGGCUAAGGCCUGAAAUGCAGACCAGGCUGAGCCAGAGGGACAGAGGUGAGGGCAGUGAUGUCUCUUCCAAAGGUGCAUUAGUGGAAUAUGGUGGCUCCUCUAGAAGUACAGCGCCAGCUUGCUGCUUUCAUCCGGGCUCAGCUGAAAUACACAAGACAACAUGACAUGGACUAAGUCAGAACCCAGUACUGGGCUUGGACCAGUUUAUCAGGAGCCAAUAAAUGUGUCUGUAUUUGGUGUAUGAGAGGAAACCACAUUGGCACAGUGGGAACAGCCACGUUAGAAUUAAGCUCAGGAGCCCAGAGCUGCAUGGCAGCAAUUGUAUCCACUGUGCCAGCUCGAGUGCAUAUAAUAUAGACGGAGCCACUCCAUGAGCGCUCACUAAUACAUAUGAAGCAUAUGAGUAUGAUUACCAUGUCCUCUCCCAGAGCCUUGCCGUGUUGGGGGGCCGCAGUGCCAUAUUCUGCCAUGUGCUUUAGAGUGUAAUCAGACAGAUCUACAGGAAGGGAAAGAACAGGAACAUUACUGGUAUUGAAUGAAUGCACACCCUUCCCAUGAUCCUUAGCUGGGACAGUGAGGUGCAAACUCCCACUUACAUAUAAGGAAUCUAUUGCAUAUAAAGAAACGUGGUGCCCGUGUAUCAGGUAAACACAUGCAGCAGUUCUAGUCUUACAGAGCUGUUACUCCAUAGGCCGGGUUAUUGGGCAGAUGCAGCUAUUGCUCAGCCGCUAAUCAGAUAAAGAUUGAGAUUAAAGGGUAAAUUUGGCCUAAAAUCUUUCCUCUUAUCUCCAUACCCUGUACAGACAAGGAAGUAUUUCUAUUCCCAUGAUAAUUAAUGACACUGGAUAUUUACUUCCUUCUCAUUUAUUUUCUUCCCGACACCCAUUCGCCACAUUUCACUUUCUUUUAUGCCCCCUACCCCCAUUUAUUACUCUUCUCAUUCCUACAUCUUUCAUUGGCCCUGCUUUGUUCCUUUCCCUUUUGUCUUUAUGCUUUUCCCCUUCCAAUCCCGUUUCUUUGUGACCUCACCCAUCUGGCAGUUUCUUUUGGCACACGAGGUGUAUUCUGCCCCACUGCACCCAUGUAGAACUCCCAUGUUCCAUUUCUUUCCUCUUGUGCCCCCCUUUCCUUCUUUACUAGUGGCACAGCAGGAGAAACUUUUACAGGAUCGGGGGAGUCACACCAGGGAUAGUAUUGCUGGGGCAAGGGAUUAGGGGAAAUUGUUGGUUACAUAAACAAUUGGGCCAAAGAUGGGGGUGGAUGUACCAGAGUUUGAGUUAUGAGUGGUGCCAGGAAUGGGAAACUUUGCCCGUGGAAAGAAGUGCUCAGACGGAUUCUCCUCUUCCUCACAUUCUGAGUGCGACGCCUCGUCAUCCUCCUCUAUUAGAGAGUUCUCUGACGGGUACUCGAAGAUUUUGUGGAUGUUCUCAUUGAAUGUGAUCUUCAUCUGCCAGAAUAAAGAGACUGUUACUAAAGAACAACAACCCAGCACCGCUCAGAACCAGAGGCAGCAACUCCCCAAGCAAGGAAUAUAAAUGGAUUAGCGCUGCCCAAGCCAACAAACACCCAAUACAGGGACUGCAUUUAACACCCAACCUGUCACUGGCUUAGUGCCGCAAUGGAAAUAGACACUAAUAAUAAUAAUAAUAACCCAAGGGAACAUAAAUAUGUGGCAGCUCCCACCCACGCGACCACAUUCUGUUUAUCAGGCCGCAGUGCAGGUUAGAAAGGAAAUAUGGAAACUGUAGGAACCACUGUUACUCUCCUCAGUCCUUAGAUCAGCAUAAAGGGCAACUCCACCCAAAUAAUUAUCCAUAGUGACAAUAUGUAUAAAGGCCAAAGCUGAGGGUAAAUAGUCAUGUUAUUAGCUAGGAUCAUUAGAGUGAAAGCCCAGUGGGUUAGGGAUUACGCAUGUUAUUAAUUAGGAUCACUAGAGUAACUGCCCAGAGGGCUAGGGAGUAGGCAUGUUAUUAAUAAGGAUCAGUAGAGUGGAAGCUCAGUGGGUUAGUGACAGGACGGCACACUACAAACGCAGCUAAUAUUUACCCCUGGGGGUAUUUAAGGCAAUUAGUGAGGUAUGUGCUCACAGCAGA
Messenger RNA from Xenopus laevis (African clawed frog), 5792 nucleotides. It is a transcript of the gene tmem203.S, whose product is annotated as transmembrane protein 203 S homeolog. The record is from RefSeq and is marked provisional. Gene Ontology annotation, biological process: intracellular calcium ion homeostasis. Lineage: Eukaryota; Metazoa; Chordata; Amphibia; Anura; Pipidae. Gene Ontology annotation, cellular component: endoplasmic reticulum membrane; endoplasmic reticulum; endoplasmic reticulum-Golgi intermediate compartment.